This is a messenger RNA of Nymphaea colorata (pocket water lily), 3119 nucleotides long. RefSeq lists its product as uncharacterized. NCBI's taxonomy places the organism in Eukaryota, Viridiplantae, Streptophyta, Magnoliopsida, Nymphaeales, Nymphaeaceae. Gene Ontology annotation, molecular function: ATP hydrolysis activity; ATP binding; P-type magnesium transporter activity. Gene Ontology annotation, cellular component: membrane; intracellular membrane-bounded organelle. The transcript has 8 exons. Gene Ontology annotation, biological process: magnesium ion transport. The coding region runs from base 218 to 3070 and encodes 950 amino acids. The record is from RefSeq and is a predicted model, not a curated record.
CUAUCAUCUCCCCUUCUCUCCCGCUGACUCCUUCCGGUGGUUGGCGAAAAACCUCCUCAAUUCGUUUCUUGGCGUCAAUGGAUUUAGCCCCUUUUAUGGUCUGCUUUCCAUUCAUUCCGGCGAUCGGAAGUCGGCGUUAUGCACCGACUCCCCCACUCAACCCACCCAUCGGCUCCUCACACCCUUCUGACCCCUUCGGAAUUCAUUCGUAGCGGCAAUGAGGCAUAUUACGGCAUGGUUGGGGCGCAAUGGAUGGCAGCCCUCUCCCAAUCGUGACUCGAUUCAAGAUUGCCUCAUCCAAAGGUCAUCUUCUCGGUCCCAACGUUCGGAUUCGAGGUGGGGUGUCAAGGAUGUAGUAGCACGAUUCUUGGGGAGGAUCUUUCCUCAAACCCAAAUAAGCAAGCUUCCGCCUGAAGGUGGGUCUGAAGAGAAAGAGAAGGUCAUCACUUGGUUGAGGAGUCUGGCUCUAACCGAGAGGGACUUGGCUUUUGAAUAUGUCAAUUCGACAGAAAGAGGCCUGAGCUUCAAGGAAGCCGCAAGGAGAUUGAAGGAGAACGGCCCAAAUAUUGCAUUUGAACACACAUUUUCGAGCUGGUGGCAGCUCCUUUGGCGUGCAUUUUUUCAUCCAUUCAAUGUUCUUCUGUUAGUCCUGUCAGCCGUCUCCUUCAUAGCAGGUGAUACUGCAAACGGAUCUAUUAUGCUUGUGCUGGUGUCCAUUAGUGUUGGCCUUCGAUUUUUCCAGGAGUUCAACAGUUUAAAGGCUGCAAUCAAGCUUUCAGAGCUCUUAAAAACUCCAGUCAGAGUUCAGAGAUGUGCUGGCAGAGUUGUUCAAACGGAGUUAAUAGUACAAAUUGAACAGAAAGAUGUGGUACCUGGUGACAUUAUCCAUUUCAGUCCUGGUGAUCUUUUUCCAGGCGAUGUUCGAUUAUUAAAUUCCAAAGAUCUGGUUGUAAGUCAGUCAUCACUUACUGGAGAAUCAGGUACUGUGGAAAAAAUAGCAGAUAUCAGAGAAGGACUAACCACUCCCGUACUUGAGUUGAGGAACAUCUGCUUCAUGGGAACAAGUGUUGCUUCUGGUUCUGGUACCGGCUUAGUCAUCUCUACUGGACCUAAAACUUACAUAAGUACCAUAUUUUCCACACUGGGCAAAUGGAAAACACCAGAUGCCUUCGAGAAAGGUGUACGGCAUGUUUCGUAUGCACUUGUUUGCUUUAUGCUGGUUAUAGUCCCUAUUGAGGUAUUUGUGGAUUAUUGUUCAUCAAAUAAGUUAAGUCAAAGUAUCAUUUUUGGUAUGUCCGUUGCUGUGGGGCUUACACCACAAAUGCUUCCUCUUAUUGUUAACACGAAUCUAGCCAAGGGAACACUUGCCAUGGCCAAGGACAGGUGUUUAGUCAAAAGUUCUGUUGCAAUACAAAACAUGGGAGCCAUGGACAUACUGUGUAUGGAUAAGACCGGAACUCUGACAAUGGACCGUGCAAUACUGUUUCACCACAUAGAUGCUUGGGCAGUGCCUAGAGAAAGGAUUUUGCAUUUUGCAUUCCUAAGUUCCUACUUCAAGACAGUACAACAGAACCCCAUAGAUCAGGCCAUCUUGGCAUACACCUAUACAGGAGGAUACAGGUUUGAACCAUCAAAAUGGACAAAGAUAAAUGAGAUCCCAUUUGAUUUUACACGAAGAAGAGCCUCUAUUAUACUCGAGGGAAAUACAAGCAACAUACUCACAGUUGACUUUCAGGGUUUAGCAGUUAAAAGACUGAUGAUAACAAAAGGAGCACUUGAUGAAUUACUAAGUAUCUGUACUUUUAUUGAGCAUAUUGAGAGCAGUACAACAGUUGCACUUGAUCCAAUGGAGCGUCAAAGAAUCCUAAAUACAAGUGAAGAACUGGGUAAUGAAGGAUUAAGAGUUCUCGGGAUAGCAGCAAAAGCAUUAAGAUUGGAAAUGAACAAUACUAAAGAAGAUGAAUCGGACAUGGUUUUUUUGGGUUUUCUGUGCUUCUAUGAUCCCCCUAAAGAUACAGUUAAACAAGCUCUUUGGUGCUUAGCAGAGAAAGGUGUAAAGGCCAAAGUACUAACUGGUGACUCCCUUCCUCUUGCAAUCAAGGUAUGCAAAGAGGUUGGCAUCCGCACCACCAAUGUUAUCACAGGGCCUGAUUUAGAAAUGCUCGACCAGGAUGCAUUUGAUGAGAUGGUCAAGAAAGUAACUGUUCUUGCUCGACUGACACCCACCCAAAAACUUCGUGUUGUCCAAUCUCUGAAGACAUCAGGAAAUCAUAUUGUUGGAUUUUUAGGAGAUGGAAUAAAUGACUCCUUGGCCUUGGAAGCUGCUGAUGUAGGAAUAUCAGUUGAUUCUGGAGCAUCAGUUGCUAAGGAUGUUGCUGACAUAAUUCUGCUUGAGAAGGAUCUCAAUGUGCUUGUUGCAGGAGUUGUACGUGGAAGGAUCACUCAUGGAAAUACAAUGAAAUAUAUAAAAAUGUCUGUUGUAGCAAACAUAGCUAGUGUUAUAUCGCUGCUUGUUGCUACUGUGUGCUUACCAUUUGAACCAUUAAGCCCCACACAGAUUUUGACUCAGAAUCUUCUUUAUAAUGUGGGUCAGAUCCUAAUACCAUGGGAUAAGAUGGAUGACGAGUAUGUGAGCAGACCCCAUAGAUGGUCGGCCAAGGGCAUAUUGUUAUUUAUGAUAUGGAAUGGACCUGUAAGCUCUAUUUGUGACAUUGGUACCUUUCUUUUUCUAUGUUGGUACUACAAAGCAAAUACUUAUUCCAUGAUGAAUUUUUUUCACUCUGCAUGGUUUCUCGAGGGCCUUCUGAUGCAGACACUUAUCAUCCACCUGAUCCGGACGGAGAAAAUUCCUUUUGUACAAGAGACAGCAUCAUGGCCUGUUAUCCUGUCCACUGUUUUAGCUUCUGUCAUAGGAAUUGCAAUUCCAUUUACUCCUAUAGGAAAGGUAAUGGGUUUCACAAUUCUUCCCUUGUCAUAUUUUGGUUUUCUUGUUCUUGUUUUUGUGUUCUAUUUUUUCUUAGGACAGAUUGUCAAAAGAGCAUAUAUCAUGGUGUUCAAGAAAUGGUUGUAGCUACCUGGUUGUACUUGUAUAAGAUAUUUUGCACUGUUCCACACUGGUU